AUGUGGUCCAGAGAUAUUUAUUGCCUGGAGCCAUUACAAGAUGAAUAUUGUUGGGAGUUAUUUGCAAACCAUGCAUUUAGCGGCCAAUGUGUUGAUUCAGAACUUGAAUCAAUUGGUAGAACAAUUGUUAGCAAGUGUGGAGGCUUGCCUUUGGCAAUAAAGACAUUGGGAAGUUUGCUGGGCACAAAACCAACUCCACAAUAUUGGGGUGAAAUUUUGAAGAGUGAUAUUUGGUCCUUAUCAGAGGACGAGAGCAAGAUAAUCCCAUCUUUAAGGCUGAGCUAUCAUUAUUUACCUUCUAAUCUCAAGCGUUGCUUUACAUUUUGUUCCAUCUUUCCAAAAGAUUACUUGAUAGAGAAGGAUGUUCUUAUUCAGUUGUGGAUGGCUGAAGGUCUGUUACAUUCUGCUCAAACAAGUAAGAACUUUGAAGAAGUGGGCAACAAAAUCUUCAAUGACCUACAAUCCAGGUCAUUUUUUGAACCAUCAAAAAAGAAUGGCAAUUACUUCAUGAUGCAUGAUCUUUUGAAUGAUUUAGCAAAGUCUGUGAUGGGAGAGUUUUGUGUUCAGCUAGAGGUUGGUCGGGUGCAAGAAAUUUCAGCGAAGGCUCGAUACUUUUCAUUUAGACGCAGAGCAACUGAAAAUCUGGAAACUUUUAAGAAUUUCAAAUGCCACCAAUUACGUAGUUUCAUCCUAUUGGAUGGCUACGUAUUUUUUGACGAAAAUGAUAGACUAUCUAGACUUUCUCAUCUCAAUUACAUACGAGAGUUAUCUUUGGCGGGAUGUACAAAUUUCCAAGAGUUGGUAGAUGAUAUUGGCAAUUUAAAGCACUUGCAUUAUCUGGAUCUUUCUGAGACUUCAAUAGAAAAAUUGCCAAAUUCAAUGUGCUUGCUAAUUAAUUUACAAACAUUGAGAUUAAGGGAUUGUCAUUGCUUGGUUGAGUUUCCAUCAAAUUUUCACAAGCUCAUCAACUUGCGUCAUCUUGACUUGGAUGGUUGUGAUUCCAUAAAAAAGAUGCCAAAACAUAUGGGAAAGUUAAAUCAUCUCCGGACAAUGAAUCAUUUUGUUGUGGCAAAGAAAGGAGGAGCAUGCUUGAAGGAACUAGGUGCCUUGAACCAUUUAAUGGGUUCACUGACCAUCUCGCAUAUGGAGUACAUAAACAAUCCCAUGGAUUUGAGAGAUGCCAAUUUAAAAGAAAAUUUGGAUAAAUUAUGUCUAAAUUAUAAGUGGUAUGACUAUAAUGGUGAAGCAGGACCACAUCGAGAAGACAUAUUAGAAGGGCUUGAGCCAAAUAAUAAUUUAAAAGAGAUCAUUGUUGAAUAUUACGGAGGUACCAAAUUGCCAACCUGGUUGGGUGGUUCACACUUUUUACCCAAUUUAGUGUCUUUAUCUUUGGCACGUUGUGCCAACUGUGUGAACUUACCAUCACUUGGGCAGCUACCUACUCUGGAGAAACUUGAGAUUACAAAAUUGCAUGGACUAAAGGUGAUAGGGGAAGAGUUUCAUGGGAAUGACUCCUCCAAUGCUCCAUUUCGUCGCCUUUCAUAUUUAAUAUUUUAUGACAUGGAAGAAUGGGAAGAAUGGAGUAUUUGUCGGGAAGAUGAGAGUUUCCCGUGCCUUCAAGAGCUUCAUAUAUAUAAUUGUCCUAAAUUGAGAAAGUCUCUACCUCCACACCUUCCUCGUUUAAAAAAAUUAUCCAUAAUUGGCUGUAGAAAUAUGGAGGCAACACUUCCCAUGUCUUCUUGCACGGAACGUAUAUGGUUGAGGAGCUGUUAG
Messenger RNA from Prosopis cineraria, 1773 nucleotides. Its product is annotated as putative disease resistance RPP13-like protein 1. Gene Ontology annotation, molecular function: protein binding; ADP binding. Gene Ontology annotation, biological process: defense response to other organism. Lineage: Eukaryota; Viridiplantae; Streptophyta; Magnoliopsida; Fabales; Fabaceae. The transcript has a single exon. The record is from RefSeq and is a predicted model, not a curated record. Bases 1 to 1773 code for a protein of 590 amino acids.